Molecule: messenger RNA, 1337 nt
Organism: Sinocyclocheilus rhinocerous
Lineage: Eukaryota; Metazoa; Chordata; Actinopteri; Cypriniformes; Cyprinidae
Product: nucleolar protein of 40 kDa-like
Exons: 8
Coding region: 309-1019 (236 amino acids)
Biological process (GO): RNA stabilization
Molecular function (GO): RNA binding; zinc ion binding
Source: RefSeq, a predicted model, not a curated record
ACCGGAAGACAAUGUACUGCCACUGACGGAAAUCAUGUUUCAUCCAAACAAGGGGAAUGUACUGCUCGAAAUGUAUUUACGUUUUGCGUUGGGAUGUUUUGUAGCGUAUUAAAUAGUAACGUGGCUCUCGGCAUUUACAUUUGACCAUUUUUUUAUUGAAUAAUGAUUUUUGUAAUUAAAACUGCGACGAUUUAACACGUGCACUUUACAGUCAUCUUGUAGAUUCUUUUCAAAUUACGCUAAACUCUCCUAGACCUAAGAAGAAGAAAAAAACUUUCCUAGACCUGAUUCGCAGUCCAUCAGGUGUGAUGGCAGAGGAGCGGAUGAGAGAGCCAGCUGGUCUGGAUGGACUGCCGCCUAUGUACAGCAUUCUGAAGGGAGAGGUAGUUUCUGUCACAACAUAUGGUGCUUUUGUUAAGAUUCCAGGAUACAGAAAACAAGGUCUGGUUCAUAAGAGUGAGAUGUCAUCCUGUCGGGUGGAUAACCCAGCUGAAAUUGUUGAUGUAGGGGAGCACGUAUGGAUAAAAGUAAUUGGCAGAGAGAUGAAAGAUGAUAAAGUAAAACUGUCCUUCUCUAUGAAAUCUGUCAAUCAAGGCACUGGGCGGGACUUAGACCCCAACAAUGUUAUGGCAGAACAGGACGAACGUCGCCGGAGACAGUUUAGAGAUCAUACUGAGCAGAAGAUCACGCUGGAGGCUGUGCUCAACACCACAUGCAAAAAGUGUGGCUGCAGAGGUCACUUUGCAAAGGAUUGCUUCUCCCAGCCUGGACUGCAGUACAGUUUAGUGCCAGAAGAAGAGGAGGAGCCGCCGCCGCCGGCCAGUCAGCAAACCCAGUCAGAGCCCCAGAAACGUAAAAAGGAAAAGAAGGCAAAGAAAGAAAAGAAGAAAAAGAAAGAGAAGAAAAGAGACAACUCUUCAUCUGAUAGCUGCGAUGAAGACACCAAACGGCCAAGGCAUUCACACACACAUUCAGAAAAGAAGAAAAAACACAAGAAACACAAACACAAGACAAAGUGAUCAUUUUGGUUUGCGAAAUAGUUGUGAUAUGCAUGUACAAGCUUGUGCAAGAACAGGUUUUUUUUUUUGCAUGUACAUCAAGAUUAAAUCUAUCUAAAUGAUUUCGCAAUGUAUUUUUUGUUAAUAUUGUUUGGCCAUUAAAUGUUACUGGCUUCAUGUGUGAAGGUUAAAAAGUUCACUGCACAACCUCCAAAUGGCCUUUCACCCAGAAACACACAGACACAAGAUCCAGUUGCUUGAUUAGAACACAUGCGCGUUACCCAGCAGACACUGGAACAUGCUUAAAUUAGAAAGACCUCACGGAAUUAUAACAGUGUG